Messenger RNA from Vombatus ursinus (common wombat), 1258 nucleotides. RefSeq names its product annexin A1 (gene ANXA1). NCBI's taxonomy places the organism in Eukaryota, Metazoa, Chordata, Mammalia, Diprotodontia, Vombatidae. Bases 123 to 1163 code for a protein of 346 amino acids. The transcript is spliced from 13 exons. The record is from RefSeq and is a predicted model, not a curated record. Gene Ontology annotation, molecular function: calcium-dependent phospholipid binding; calcium ion binding; phospholipase A2 inhibitor activity. Gene Ontology annotation, cellular component: cytoplasm; plasma membrane. Gene Ontology annotation, biological process: granulocyte chemotaxis; neutrophil clearance; positive regulation of vesicle fusion.
GGUCAGUCCUCCCAAAUAUAUAAAAAUUACAAGCCUGGGUUUUGCACUUCCAGCUUGAAACUUUCUCUGAAGGUUCUUUCAUUAGCUGUUUGGGAGAGAAAGAAAAAGAUACCUCUUUGAAAAUGGCUAUGGUAGCAGAAUUCCUCAAGCAGGCCUGGUUUAUAGACAAUGAAGAACAGGAGUAUAUUAAAACUGUGAAGGGGUCAAAAGGAGGACCUGGGCCAUCAGUUAAUACCUACCCUAACUUCAACCCAUCUUCUGAUGUUGCUGCAUUGGAUAAAGCUCUAACUGUGAAAGGUGUAGAUGAAGCAACCAUCAUUGAUAUCUUAACAAAGAGAAACAGUGCUCAACGUCAGAAAAUCAAAGAAGCAUACCUCCAGGAAAAAGGAAAGCCCCUGGAGGAUGCUCUGAAGAAAGGCCUUACAGGCCACCUGGAAGAUGUUGCUCUGGCUCUUUUGAAAACCCCAGCCCAGUUUGAUGCCCAUCAGUUGAGGGGUGCUAUGAAGGGACUUGGAACAGAUGAAGACACCUUAAUUGAAAUUCUUGCAUCAAGAAAUAAUGGGGAAAUCAGGGAAAUCAACAGAGUCUACAGAGAGGAAUUUAAGAGAGAUCUGGCCAAAGAUAUCACCUCAGAUACAUCUGGAGAUUUUCAGAAGGCUUUGCUUUCUUUGGUCAAGGGUGACCGAAGUGAGGAUAUUGGUGUGAAUGAUGAUCUGGCUGAUAAUGAUGCCAGGGCUUUGUAUGAAGCAGGAGAGAGAAGAAAAGGAACUGAUGUGAAUGUAUUCAAUACUAUCCUUACCACAAGAAGCUUCCCACAUCUUCGUCGUGUGUUUCAGAAGUAUUGCAAAUACAGCCAACAUGACAUGAACAAAGUAUUGGACCUGGAACUGAAAGGGGAUAUUGAGAACUGCUUAACUGCUAUUGUGAAAUGCGCCACAAGCAAACCAGCUUUCUUUGCUGAGAAGCUUCACAAAGCCAUGAAGGGUGCUGGAACUCGUCAUAAGGAUCUUAUCAGGAUUAUGGUUUCUCGUUCUGAAAUCGACAUGAAUGAGAUCAAGGCAUACUAUCAAAAGAUGUAUGGUGUCUCUCUGUGCCAGGCCAUUCUGGAUGAAACCAAGGGAGAUUAUGAAAAAAUCCUGGUUGCCCUGUGUGGAGGAAACUAAAUGGCAUUAUUCUGAUAUACUCCAGCUUUAUCAUCAGAAGAUAUUAUUACAUUUAUCUCUGCUACUUACAAAAUAUAGCAUAGAUUCAAACAGAA